UAAAAAGGGAAGUUGGUUAUUUGGUGUGCUGCACCUCAGACCAUUUUCAAAGUAUUUCCACUUUAAAGUCAUAAUCACCACCAAAGGAUGUCCUUGCUGCUCUCUUCCUGUUGUGUGUUUGUCUGGUGAUGAGUGUGAUUGCAGUCCUGUCUGUGAAUAUGGUGACAGCCAACAUGUUACUGAGUGUCUUCUUUCUUUCAGGUGCUUUGGCUGAUUGUACUCAGAAGUCAAACCUCUUCAUUACUGCACCAAAGAAGAUGGAAGCACUGAGUGGAUCUUGUUUGCAAAUCCCAUGUAACUUUAGUUCUGAACCAGAAAAAGAUUAUGACAGCAGCAGAGAAACCUUUGGAGUGUGGAUUAAAACUGACUCAAGUAUUUGGAGUUUUCCAAACAAUGUGAUUUUCAACAGUAGUAAGACAGUUAACACGUAUCCAAUAAAUAUUAUUGGAAACCUGAGUCAGAAAAACUGCACCACUCUGUUUUCCAGUUUAAUCACAAAUUAUACGGACAAAUACUACUUCAGAAUCAUGAACUGGCCUUUCAGAGCAACAGCUGUUUGUGAUCCUCUUCAAAUAACAGUUAAAGAUUCUCCUCCGAGCCCCAGAAUUGAGAUCCCAGGUGAUCUGAAGGAGAAGCAGUCUGUCACUAUAACCUGCUCAGCUUUCACUCCCUGUCCACACUCCCCUCCUAAACUCACCUGGAAUCUCCAACAAGACUCUCACAACCAAAUAGAGGAAAACACAGAUGGAACCUUCACAACUAAAAUCCAGGAGAGCUUCACUCUGUCAGACCAACAUGAUGGAUACAACAUCACCUGUUCUGUCAGAUAUCCUGUGAAUGAAGGAAAAGAUAACAAGACAGCAGAGGAGAGAAAGACUCUCAGUGUUUCAUAUGCUCCUAAAGACACCUCAGUGUCCAUCAGUCCAUCAGGUUUGGUGUCAGCAGGUAGCUGGGUGAACCUGACCUGCUCCAGCAGAGCCAAGCCUCCCGUCAGCCGCUUCACCUGGUUCAAGAACAGCAAAGAUGGACCCAUGAUUGUAUCUGAAGGACCGUUUUACAGCUUCAAUGUGACAGAUGGAGGAGUUUAUUACUGUGUGGCUACAAAUGAUCUCGGCAAUGAAACAUCAUCAAUUUGUCUUAAUAUUAAAGAUAAAGAUUCUCCUCCAAGCCCCAGAAUUGAGAUCCCAGGUGAUCUGAAGGAGAAGCAGUCAGUCACUAUAAUCUGCUCAGCUUUCACUCCCUGUCCACACUCCCCUCCUAAACUCACCUGGAAUCUCCAACAAGACUCUCACAACCAAAUAGAGGAAAACACAGAUGGAACCUUCACAACUAAAAUCCAGGAGAGCAUCACUCUGUCAGACCAACAUGAUGGAUACAACAUCACCUGUUCUGUCAGAUAUCCUGUGAAUGAAGGAAAAGAUAACAAGACAGCAGAGGAGAGAAAGACUCUCAGUGUUUCAUAUGCUCCUAAAGACACCUCAGUGUCCAUCAGUCCAUCAGGUUUGGUGUCAGCAGGUAGCUGGGUGAACCUGACCUGCUCCAGCAGAGCCAAGCCUCCCGUCAGCCGCUUCACCUGGUUCAAGAACAGCAAAGAUGGACCCAUGAUUGUAUCUGAAGGACCGUUUUACAGCUUCAAUGUGACAGAUGGAGGAGUUUAUUACUGUGUGGCUACAAAUGAUAUCGGCAAUGAAACAUCAUCAAUUUGUCUUAAUAUUAAAGAACCACCCAAUGGAUCUCUACAGUGGGUGCCAGUUCUUGGAGGAAUUAUUGGGAUCAUCAUGCUCGUCUGCCUGGUUGUCUGUGUUUGCAUUCUUGUGCAUUGGAGGCGGGUGAAGUCCACAGAUUCAACUCAGCAACUGAAUCAGAGUCCAACAGGUGAAGAGCUGACUGUUGCAGAGUCAGCAAGAAAAACAGAUGAGAAGGAAGAAGACAUCCAUUAUGGAGAGAUCGACUUCUCCAAGAGGAGACCUGAACCGUCCUCUGACUCAGUGCAGGACAGUGGACAGCAGCAGGAAACACUGUAUGCACAGGUCAAAGUGUCAAAGCCAGCAAACAGAUUGACACAGACUGCCGAUGGUCCAGAGAAUCUCUAUGCUCAAGUUAAGAAAACAUGAGAACCGUUUUUAAAAGACAAAAUAACAUUUGUGUAGAAUUAAUAUUUAAUGUGCCUUAAUGUUUUAUGUACACAAGAUGUUUGAUUUCAGUUGAUGUAGACACUGGAGCCUGGAUUGUCAGAUAUCUGCAAAUAAAAGUCCCAAAACUCUAAAAAGCUCUAAAUAGUCUAAAAUUAAUAAAUGCAAAUAAAUGCGGGGAAUAUGACACCAGAAGCAGUUCUGCACACGCAUUAGCGGUCUUGUAGUAAGAUUAUAUUUAAUUUUGAAAUGUUUUUUAUUUUGUCUUGUAACAGUGCCUUUAACAGGCCUUUAAAAAACAUUGUUCUUGUUUUGAUAUUUAUUGUGUAUCCCAUACAUUCAUUGGUAUUUGCCAAAAUUAAGGUUGUUCUUUUAACAUUGUUCUUCAUUUGAAGACAUGUAUUUGUUGCACGGCAAAGAAAACCCUUUUAUCUAAAAUACAUAAUUAUCUUGGCAAAGCCGGAAAGUGACAAAGUACAAAGACUUCAUUAUUGUACUUAAGUAGUUUUUUGAAGUAUCUGUACUUUUUCUGAAGCCUUUUUACAUUUACUCCCUACAUUUUCUUUCUAUGAAUAUCUAUACUUUAAACUCCUUACAUUUUUAAAACAGGCUUGUUCCUUUAUCUUUAAUGCAUUUGAGGAGAAUUGUUGAUUUUAUAAAAUUGGGGCAUUUGCUAUAUACUGUAUGCCCUUGUAAAAUACUGAGUAGCAAUUAAAUGUCUACAUCCCUGGUUCACUAGUGGUACUCUAGCUUCCUCUAGUGGUAUGAGAGUCUCAAAUAUAUGUUUUUAUAUUAUUAGCCUACUAUCAAAACACAGCAAAAGUUUGAAUGAAAAUACUUAAAACUCAUAUAUCUCAUAGUAUUUUCAAAAUGUUGUUGAAAUGUAACUUAAAAUAACCUAAAAUGCAUUUCCUGUAAUAUUUUGUUUUAAUAUCAGCCAGCAUGUAUUUAUGCACGUAGGGAAUGUAUAUGUCCAUGAUUAGUUAUAAGCUAAAACAUUGUGGCAAAUGGAAGUUAAAUUAAUAACACAACCCCUCAGACAUGAAUUCAUCACUAGUCACCACCACAACUAGCCAGAAACAGACAUCUGACGUCAGUGUGGUCAUCCUGGGCCUGUUGUUUGUAUUUGGAUGUUUGAGACAACCCUUAGUUCCCUUAUUACUGCCAUCUUGUGCCCGUAUAUCAAGAAUUAUAUGAAAUAAAUGUUAUGGUUUGUAUUCAUUUAUCACAGUUUGACAAGAAUGUUUUAUUUUUUAUUAUCAAGAAAUCACAUGAAAAGACCAACAUCAACAAUGAAUGUAUUCUUCUGACAUGUAUUGUCUGUGUAGUCACAUGAUGAAAAUCCUUAUAUUAUUCUGUGUUUAUGUCUUCAUUGUGUUAAACCUGUUUCUUUUCGUUAAUAAAUUAAUACUUGAACUGA
Molecule: messenger RNA, 3552 nt
Organism: Dicentrarchus labrax (European seabass)
Lineage: Eukaryota; Metazoa; Chordata; Actinopteri; Moronidae
Product: B-cell receptor CD22-like
Exons: 13
Coding region: 129-2114 (661 amino acids)
Source: RefSeq, a predicted model, not a curated record